Molecule: messenger RNA, 759 nt
Organism: Mauremys mutica (yellowpond turtle)
Lineage: Eukaryota; Metazoa; Chordata; Testudines; Geoemydidae
Gene: PLGRKT
Product: plasminogen receptor with a C-terminal lysine
Exons: 5
Coding region: 184-627 (147 amino acids)
Biological process (GO): positive regulation of plasminogen activation
Cellular component (GO): plasma membrane
Source: RefSeq, a predicted model, not a curated record
GGCGCCAGGAGAAACCCAGGGCGGCGCGCUCGUCGGCCACCUCCCCGGAGCGGCCCGGCCCACCAACAGCCUUCCCGGAGGCCGGACAGAGCGCGAGGGAAACAGAGGGGGAGGCGUCUCCUGAGCGACCUCCUGCCCCCCGAGACCGGCGGCUCCAUUGCCCCCUCCUGCGUUUAGAUCAAAAUGGGAUUCAUCUUUUCAAAAUCUAUGAAUGAAAACCUGAAGAGUCAACAGGAGUUCAUGCUCAUGAACUCUCGACUUCAGCUGGAAAGACAGCUACUGAUGCAGAGUCAAAUGCGAGAGAGACAGAUGGCUAUGCAGAUUGCUUGGACAAGGGAAUUCCUCAAAUAUUUUGGAGUAUUUUUUGGACUUGCUGCUGUAGGUCUAACUGCUGGAGCAAUAAAAAACAAGAAACCAGGACUGUUCCUUCCAAUGGUUCCCUUAAGCUUUAUACUUGCCUACCAUUAUGAUAUGGGCUAUGGAACACUUUUGCAAAGGAUGAAGGGUGAAGCAGAGAACAUACUUGACACAGAGAACACCUUGCUAGAAAUGCCAAAAGGAGCCCUCACUUUUGAAAGUCUUGAAAAAGCCAGAAGAGCUCAGAGCAAGUUCUUUAUAGAAAAAUAAGAAGACUGUAACUACUCAGUACUUCAAAGCACAAAAUUAUUUGUUUGUAAUCAUGUUGCUGACUUAAAAUAUGUCAAAUUAUUUGUUUUGAGAACAUAAUAUUUUUAAAAUAAAAUGAAUUUCAUUUAAAAA